CAAGGAGGCGUUUCCAUGUUGGAAAGCCCAACUGGAACUGGGAAGACUGUGAGUGUGAUUUGUAGUGCUUUGCAAUGGGUGCUUGAUCGGAGGCUACAAGAAGAAGCAGCGUGUGGUAAGGAUAGAGCGAAUAGCGAUGGCGAUGGGAUUGGUUCGGAUGACGAACCUGAUUGGAUGAGAGACUUUGUUGUGAACAAAGACGUGAAAGUUAAAGAGGAGAAGAGAGAGAAAAAUAAGGAGAAGGUUGGAUCUAUGUUGGGAAAAUCUCGCAAGAAUAAGAACAAGGAAAAUUGUAAGGAUUUUCGGGUUAUGGGCAGUUUGCAGAAGGAAAUUGGCACGGUGAAUGUCAGCGAUAAGGAGUUUUUACUGGAGGAUUAUGAGAGUGAAGAUGAGAAAGCUCUGGGUAGUGUAUCAUCCAAAAGGAAGAAUACUAAAACUGCUUUUAGUUCUUCUAGUGAAGACGAGUCUGAUGAGGAGGAGGAGGAGGAGAAGAAUUUGAAGGUUUAUUUCUGUAGUCGAACUCAUUCACAGCUUUCACAGUUCGUAAAGGAGUUGAGGAAGACAGUCUUUGCUAAUGAAAUGGAUGUUGUGAGUUUAGGCUCCAGGAAAAACCUUUGCAUUAAUGAAGAAGUACUAGGACUUGGAAACUCCACACGCAUAAAUGAGCGAUGCUUGGAACUCCAGAAGAAAAAGAAAAAUGAAAACUUGAAAGUAGGUGCAGGGGUACGCAGAGCAAAGGCCAUAUCAGGUUGCCCAAUGCUUAGAAAACAUAGACUACAAGAAGAAUUUAGGAAUGAAGUAUCUCAACAAGGGCCAUUGGAUAUUGAAGAUCUUGCUAACCUUGGAAGAACUAUGGGAACUUGUCCAUACUAUGGCUCUAGAAGCAUGGUUCGGAGAGCUGAUCUUGUGGUCCUGCCAUAUCAAUCUCUUCUAUCUAAAUCAUCCCGUGAAGCACUUGGUCUGAAUUUGAAAUCCAAUAUUGUUAUAAUAGACGAGGCCCAUAAUUUAGCUGAUUCACUCAUCAGUAUGUAUGACUCCAAAAUUACUUUAUCACAGUUGGAGACUGUGCAUAGCCAUGUGGAGCGGUACUUUGUGAGAUUCCGGAAUCUCUUGGGACCUGCCAAUCGGAGAUAUAUUCAAACUUUGAUGGUCCUCAUGCAAGCUUUCCUUGGUGUACUACACAACGACAAAGAUGGAAAUCAUAUAGAUUCAUGCCUGGAUAUAGAAAAUGCUUCUGAAGAAAGUAGAACCUCUGAUUUUACUACGGCCAUCAAUGAUUUUUUAUUUGAAUUAAAUAUAGACAAUAUCAACUUGGUCAAAUUGUUGACGUAUAUAAAGGAAAGUAAUAUCAUGCAUAAGGUUAGUGGUUAUGGAGAAAAGGUGGCUAUGGAGAAGAUAUCAGCACAUGAAAAAAUUGGGGAACAUGGUGAGGAAGGAAGUUGUCUGUCUGCUUUCCAGGCAUUAGCUGACAUAUUGCUCUCGCUGACAAACAAUGACAGUGAUGGAAGGAUAAUAAUUUCCAGGUCUAGACCAGCGAGCCUCAGAAAACAAGGAGGAUAUAUUAAAUAUGUUAUGCUCAGUGGAGAGAAGAUUUUCUCUGAGAUUGUAGACGAAGCACACGCAGUUGUAUUAGUAGGGGGAACACUUCAACCUAUAGAAGAGACUAGGGAGCGACUCUUUCCAUGGUUACCACCAAAUCAGUUGCAUUUCUUUUCAUGUGGUCAUAUUGUCCCUCCAGAUAGCAUUAUGCCAGUUACAGUUACACGUGGACCUACUGGCCGCUCCUUUGAUUUUAGCUUCAGCUCUAGGAGCUCACAAGACAUGAUGCGAGAACUUGGUCUUCUGCUAUGUAAUUUGGUGACUGUGGUUCCAGAAGGAAUUGUGGUCUUCUUCCCUUCUUUUGAUUAUGAAGGUAGAGUUUAUGAAUCCUGGGAGUCUUCUGGCAUCCUUGAAAGGAUUACAAAGAGGAAGCGUGUCUUUAGGGAGCCUAGAAAUAAUAUGGAUGUUGAAUCUGUUCUUAAGGAAUAUAAAGAUGCCAUUUAUACAUUAUCAAGCUUGAAUUCAGAAGUAAACCAAACACCUCCUAGUGGUGCAGUACUCCUUGCUGUUGUUGGUGCAAAGAUAUCUGAAGGGAUCAAUUUAAGUGAUGGAAUGGGUCGAUGCAUAGUCAUGGUUGGACUGCCAUAUGCUAGCCCGUCUGAUAUUGAGUUGUUAGAGAGGAUAAAGCAUAUUGAAGGUUUUCGAAAUUCAAAGUUCCUUGAAAAUCCUAGCUUUUCUGCUAGUUGUGAUCUAUACAGUGGAGAUGUACAAGGUGGUUUUGACAUCUUAAGAAGUUGCAGUCACAGAGGAAAAGAGUACUAUGAGAAUCUCUGCAUGAAAGCUGUAAAUCAAUCAAUCGGUAGAGCAAUCCGUCACAUUAAUGACUAUGCAGCAAUUUUGUUGGUUGACACGAGGUAUGCAUCUGAUUCCUCAAAACGGAGCUUUGCCCACCCAAUCACCAAGCUCCCCCAGUGGAUACGAGAUCGUCUCGUUUCUUUUUCCCUUAACUAUGGAGAGGUACAUAGGUUGUUGCAUCAGUUUUUCAAACUCAAGAAGACAUGUGGCCAUUAGUCCCUUCAGCAGAUCUUGUAUAACUGUGAUUCCAUUAUCUUCAUUUCCACUUGGAGAAAGCCACACGCUUUCACAGUAGAACCACAAAUGCUGCUCAGAGAAACCAUUCACAAGACCAAGGUUUUCUUUCACAAAAGCUUCCGAAAUUUCAGGUCUUUCUUCUUUGGCGGGUACCAAAAACUUCCCAGAUCUCUUUCCUUCAAUCCAUUCCUUUGUAAAACUGGCAGUGCAAGAACUCACACAAGCGACCAAUUUUACAACGAGUUUUAUGAUCUACUGCAGUCUGACCUCAGCAGACUAAAGAUGUAUGGUAGCAACAGCAUAUCCAAAUCAGCAGUGGAAGGUGCUCCAUGUAAUCAAAGCUUCAUGUGUUUUGCCCAGAAAAGUCCACAAAGGAGCAUUCAUGAAGAGAGAGCAAAAGAGAAGAAGAACAAAGGGAGCUCACAACUCAAAAAAAGGGAGGACUUAAAUUCACAAAACAUGAACAAGGGAGCUAAUGUUUUGGCACAAAAGAUGAAGGCAUUGGAUUUGAUCGAUGCAGGUGAUCUCGAGCAUGUACUAGACAUAGAAGAGGCACUCCACUACUAUUCUCGCCUUAAGAGCCCUGUCUAUUUAGAUAUUGUCGACAAGUUUUUCAUGGACAUACUAUCAGAGCUAUCUGUUCCUCAACCCUCUUCCAGCUUCGAACUCACAAAGGAAAGACUUGGCUUGGCUCAAUUCGGUUGUAGAUAGGAUAACCAGUUAACCACAAUGCAAAUAAUGUUUUAAUAUAUAGGAAAUGAGUUUUGUUCACUAUUUUGUGUCACUUAUUUUCUUGUACUAAUGAGUUUAUUCAGUUUAAUUCCCAUUGUUUACAGCUUCUGUUUUUUCUUUUAUUGGGCACUUUCUGAUUCUUGCUCGAAUUGAAUCCAUACUGUUCAUUUGAUAAUAGUGGUUUUUGUACUAGAAUCACGUACUUUCUUUUUGCCAAUUUUCCCAUUUUGUAAACUACUAAAUCUUCAGUAUCUUUCUUAAAGAUGCUAGGGUCAUAAUAGACUUUCAGC
Messenger RNA from Abrus precatorius (Indian licorice), 3653 nucleotides. RefSeq names its product ATP-dependent DNA helicase DDX11. The transcript is spliced from 11 exons. Gene Ontology annotation, molecular function: ATP binding; DNA binding; hydrolase activity, acting on acid anhydrides, in phosphorus-containing anhydrides. Gene Ontology annotation, biological process: establishment of sister chromatid cohesion; nucleobase-containing compound metabolic process. Gene Ontology annotation, cellular component: nucleus. The record is from RefSeq and is a predicted model, not a curated record. NCBI's taxonomy places the organism in Eukaryota, Viridiplantae, Streptophyta, Magnoliopsida, Fabales, Fabaceae.